This is a messenger RNA of Striga asiatica, 474 nucleotides long. NCBI's taxonomy places the organism in Eukaryota, Viridiplantae, Streptophyta, Magnoliopsida, Lamiales, Orobanchaceae. The record is from the annotation of a GenBank genome assembly.
AUGGCAUCGAUCACAAACCACAAGAUUUUGGAAACAUCCCACAGGGCUAGAGAAAACGCAAAAUAUGAUACUCACAGGUCACAUGGCAUCGAUUGCUCACAACUGGUCAAAACCGACCCCAUAGCUCUUCAACGGAUAUUCUUAGUAAUCGGCGCUGAGAGAAUCAAAAUUGAUGUUGGAAAAGGAGGUCGUGGGCCCCGCCGGAGUUUUGAUCCCGCUGACCAGGGUCGACGACAGCAGGAACUCGAGGAGCUUCCGGCGAUCGCUUCGGUACCGGCGCAGCAGGGGGCUCGGAGACUCCAUCAUAAAAAUUCAAUCUUUUGCGCAGAAAAAAAAGACGAGCUGAGCUCCUCCUUUCCUCGGAGUGAAGUGGGAACAAUGGAGAAUGAGAAAUGGAGUUGUGCUAUUUUUCUACGGGGACCAGAAAGACUGCUUUUCGAGGAGCGCGAAAAAAGCCGACGGCAUGAAGACUAA